CAAUUUGAGAGGGUGUCUUUUGCUGUGAUUUCGGUUUUUGCACUUUUUCUGACCGGAUUUUUCGAAUUUUAAACGAAUGGGAUAAAUUUUUGUUUGUGUGAAGUUAAAAAUCGACCGUACCGUUCGAUUUCGUUUGUGCGCGAGUGAUUUUGAGCCAGUUUGGACGGUAAAUUCCGGUCCGAUUGGUGGUGAGUUGAACCGUUGUUUUGAAUUUUCGACCCGUCUGACAGCACGGAUUGGCACUUUCGUUCAGUGCUAGACGUUCGUUAUUUUACGUAACCAAAUCGAUAGGCUGGCAUGACGUCACGAUCUGUCAAAGUUUGUUCCACGGCCUAAUUUUUUCCUUUAUUCCGCGAUGAGUUUGUGGUAAAAAGAUUUUCGGACCGCGGAAAAUCGUAGCAAAGUGAGGUGAACCAUUCGGAAAAGUGUGCCCCGAUCGAACCGGCACCCGGAAGCACUCGGUCGAGUUGGAAAAUCGAACCUAGUCGCCACGCACGGGGACGGCCUUAGAAUUGCAGGAGGGCCACCACUCUAAGAGGCUGCCACACACAGCAGAAGGAGCAGCAGCAGCAGCAGCUAACCUAUAUUUUCGCGAGGAGGUAGUUUUUUUUUCGAUUGCUAUAGUAUUUUCUCUCGCUCGCAUACUCAGCACUUCAGACACUCGUCGUCAGCGCUGGCACUUGUGCUGUGUGCUGCGUGGAGAGGAAUUAUAAUUGAUGAUUCAAUGCGAUGUGGAAAACUGAUGUAGACAUGCACUCGUUCGGGUAUUGAACAGUUCUCACUGACCACUCCCCCCAAAUGGUAAAAACAUAAGGAAAGUGUGAACAAUUAUGCUUGAUCUGGUGUGACGUCCAAUUAUUUCCGAAUCAAGACAGAGAGUAUGCAGAGUGGAGGAGGACCAUUGCAGCCGGCUGGACCCGGAGCUCGCGUACUGAUGUCGGGAACGCCGACCUCUCAGCAGCAGCCUGAUAUGCAGAAGAUGCAAUCCCAGCCGCUGCCAAUGAAUCAACAAUAUCAGCAACCGAACCUGUAUCGAGGUGCUGGUACGAACCAGGGAACGCGCCCGACGCGUCCCAUGAUGCAGCCAUACCCGCAUGGGCCGAUUUUUACAUCGAUCUAUCAGGUGCCGUUCAAUCCUCGGAUUCCAAACCAAUGGACCAGCUUCGGAUCAAUACCGGCCUAUUCGCCCCCGUACUAUGUACCCCAACCAGCGCCACUCAUUCAGAGCCAGCAUCAACAGAACCGACGCAAUCCGGCCGGUGAAAACAGUCUUGUAAAUAUGCAACAGGUUCAGCUGCAGCAGCCGCAUCCGAGCCAGCAAUCGUCACCGAUGGCCAUGCCGCACGAGUUGCUAGCCAUGCAGCAGCAAAUCCAUCAGCAGCAGCAGCAGCAACAACAACAGCAGCAACAGCAACAACAGCAACAGUCUCAACAGACGCCUCAGCAGGUCCCUGGGGCCGGUCAAGCACCGAUGGAUCACAAUCAGCCAAAUCCUGCUCAAGUAAGCGUCGGAGGACCGCAGCCACCUCCGCCGCACGCUAUGAUGCCCCAGCUACAGCUGGGAACUCCUCAUAUGGCACCAGUAGCCGGAGCAAUUCCGCCGCCAAAAACAACGUAUAACAAGAAGAAACGCUCACGAGCUAUUCCGAUCAUUAAUCCAGCCACGAACGAAGAUGUGCUGGAGAAGAUCUACAACGAUUCGACGCCACCGACUUCGUCAACACCGGCUCCGUCGUCCGGUCCAGGUCCGACGGCGACUUCAACAGCACCGGCCGUCGUUCCAGCCGCGUCAUAUAAUUCAAUUCCCCCUAAUGGAACCCCGGAGUUAGCCUCGUCGACCGGUACCGCACUGGGCUUAAUGCAGCAUCAUCAACCACCGCCACCGCAUCUUCAUCAUCCACCCCCGAACCAUCCGCCGCCAUCGCACGGACACCAUCCGGGAGUCCACACACUUUUACAGCAGCAGCCGCAACCAUCGCACUUGCAGCCGCACGAUCUGGUGGGCCGACCGCAGGCCGGACAAACUCAACAGCACGAACUGGUCUAUACCGGGCCAACACUGAAACUCGUCAAUCAACCGCCGCCAACGCAUCAUACGCAUCUAGAAAUGACCACGCCCGGUGGAACACCCGUUGUGUCCGCCAUCGCCGACGGACCCUCAGUAGAAAUUAAACCUUACCAGCAGAAGAAGAAGAAACCGAUCAGCACGAGCGAAGUGGUCAUGCAACAGCCACCUCAUCAACAGCAGCAGCAGCAGCAGCAACAUCCCCAUCAACAGCAUCAUCUUCCAGCCACUAGUAAUCCUCCGCCGCUGCAGCAGCAGCAACCGCAACCACAGCAACAGCCGCAUCUACAGACUGUCCUGUUAAACGAGGCUUCGGUUCCAACUGGCAUGCACAUUCCGUCGGCGUACGUCCGGCCGGAAAGAACCAUCUCGGAGAAAUCGAUUGCCGAAUCGACUCUCUCGACCGAUGCGGAACCGUUCGUCUACACUGGCCCGAGCAGUCUCAGCCAGUUGCCUCCCGUUGCUGUCGUUGCCGCUCCUCCUCCUCCUGCGCAACAACAAUCGGUUCCGCCACCGACGGCGCUGCUGGUGGAGCUGACCGUUCCGCCCCCGUCCGGUGGCACUCCGGCACUGCUUGGUGCCCCGACGAUGGUGGUUCCGCCGGAGCUGGUCGUCCCGUUCGCACCGAUCCCACUGCAGACGGUUAUCGUAGCUGCCGCCGAACCUCCGGCCCCGGAACUGAAAUCCAUCGAACAGACGCCGCCACCGGCGGCACCGACUGCGUCGGUUAAAGCAAACAGCAAAGCGGUAGACACUCUGAUAGCAAGCGUAGAGAAACUAAGCGUAGAGGAUAGCAACGUUAGUACCAGCAGCAGUAACACUAGCGGAACCAGUUCGAAUUCAACUGGCCACGGUGGUGGUGGUGGCGGCGGUAAGAAGCAGAAGCAAAACAAGCAGAAACGUGGUGAGGAACAGCAGCAGCAUGUGGCCAGUGAGACUGGCCAGCAGCACCAGCAAAGUAACAGCGGCAGCAAAGCUGCAGCAGCAACCGUAGCAACGACGGUAGUAGUGGAACCGGCCCGCCCCGUUCCGCCGUCAAUCGAUGAAACAGAUCGAUCAAUUGUUUCGACGGAGGCCGCUCAACAGCAGCAGCCGUCGUCGUUAAUUAGUAACUUAGUGGAGCAUAAUAAUAGUAAGUUAGAUAAUGAUAACCUAAUUAAUAAUAAUGUGGAUUGCACCAGUACUACAACAAUUACAACAAAAACAUCCGAUAAUUCGCCAGCAGACAACAACAACGCCGCUUCAUCGCCGAUGGAGAAUGCAAAGCAGCAGUCGCACGAUACGCGACAGAAGACGCCGCCUGCGGCGGCACCCGGAAAAGCCGACGAGGAAAAUAACUUGACUCCGACAGCGGAACGUACCGAAUUUGAUAGCAACAAGAACGUCAUUCCGGUGGUGGUGACCAACACGUCCGUGCCGCCACCUUCGGUGGUGCUGGAAAAUCUAAAACCACCGGGUAAAGUCGAUUCGGCGGCAGCGCCGCCAUCAAAAGAGUCGUCACCGACGACGUUUGCGCCCGCCGGGCGCCUGACAACGUCCGUACCACCUCCGCCGGUGGUCACCAAGUCCCGCUCGAUCACCCGCAUCGAGUACGAUCCGGACCAGUGGAGUCCGGAGAAUCCGACCGGCAAAAAGAAGUACUCCCGCGAUCAGUUGAUGCAGCUGAAGGACGCUCCACCAGCGCGCGAAAAGCCCGUCAAUCUACCGAACAAUCUGGAGAACGUGCUGACCCGAACGGGUCACGGUGGUGGUGGUGGAGGCGGCGGCGGUGGUGGCGGAGGCCACCCAAUGCAGUACGGCAAAAACAACUUCACCGAAAUGCUGCUGCCGAACUUCAUCAAGAUGGGCGGAAUGGGCGGCGGUGGCAACAUGGGCCCCAUGCGGCAACCCUAUCCGGUCAAGCGAAGCUCCCAGCAGGGCAACCAGGGCGGCGGCGGCGGCGGUGGCGGCCAGUCCGGAAUGCAGUCCAACAAACAGUCCCAACAGGGUAUGAGCAAAACUGGCUCGAAAAUCAUUCGCCUCCAGCUGGACGAAGAGGUCAAACUGAACGAGUGUGCCAACGCAUGGCGUCCGCGGCACCUGCAAGCCCCCCAGGAAAACCAAAACGACGAAGACUCCAAAACGCAGCUACUGUACAAGAAGUUCCGCUCGGUGCUGAACAAACUGACGCCGGACAACUUCGAAAAGCUGGUGCAGCAGGUUAAGGCGUACGUCAUCGAUACGGACGAGCGGCUGGACGGUUGCAUUCGGUUGGUCUUCGAGAAGGCCGUCUCGGAGCCGAACUUCUCCGAAGCCUACGCCAAGAUGUGCCGGGAAAUCGGCACCAUCGCCGUGCUGGCCACCAACACCAACAACGACAAGCGACUCAGCUUCAAGGGCCGACUGCUGUCGCAGUGUCAGCUCGAAUUCGAAGCCCGUCGAAACGAUCAAACGCGAGCCAAGUCGGAGAACCGCGCCAAGCUGGAAGCCAGCAAGGGAAUGGCCAAAGAGCAGCUGGACGAACUGCGAGCACAACUGGAGGAGGAAGAGCAGAAGGUACGGAGGCGUGCCGUCGGCACGGUCCGUUUCAUCGGUGAGCUGUUCAAGAACGGUCAGCUUACGACGAACAUCAUGCACGGCUGCAUCGGGCUGCUGAUCGACGACAAAGAUUACGACGAGGAAACGCUCGAGUGUCUGUGCAAGCUGCUAACCACCAUCGGCUUCAAGAUGGAAAAAGAGCACAAUCACGAUCUGAGCAAGUAUUUCGAAAAGAUGCAGAACAUCGUGAAAAACCGGGACCAGUUCCGCAUCAGCAGUCGCAUCCGCUUCAUGCUGCAGGACGUGAUCGACCUGCGUCGCGAUGGUUGGCAGCCGCGCCGACAAGAUCUGAACCCGAAAACGAUGAACCAAAUCCAGAAGGAGGUGGAGAACGAGCAGGUGCAAUUCAAUCUGAACUACAUGCCACGUGGCAAGGACAGUGGCUACUCGAGCGAUAUGGGCCGCAACCAGCGCGGUAACAUGCAGGGUGGUGGCGGUGGCGGAGGCGGCGGCGGUGGUGGUGGUGGCGGUGGUUCCAAAAUGGGCCAGAUGGGAUCGGGCGGCUACAAUCAGGGUUCGCUCGGACGUUACGGCAAUCAGAGCUCGAUGAAGGGCGGCGGCCGAGUGCAGACGGACGACGAUGGCUUCCAGCAAAUUUCCAACUCGCGAAACAAUCGCAACACACUGCCGAUCGAUCCGAAGAAGAUCAACUUCCCGAUCAGUGUGGACAUUACGGCCCGCCUGGGGGCGGCCACCAACUAUCAGAACUGGAAAACUCCCAACAGCAACAUGUUUGCCGAGUUGACGAACGAAGAGCACGACCGAGACCGCGAUCGGGAUCGCGACCGUGACCGUGAUCGGGAUCGCAGCGGUAGCAAUCGGGACCGAAAUCAGCGCGAUCGCAGCGGCAGUCACAACAAAAACUCCGGCGGUAAAGAUUCCUACCACCACGGCAAGGGCUCGAUGGAACGGGAUCGCUAUAACCGCUACGGAAGCAGUAGCAGUCAGAAUGACGAUCGCCGAUCGUCCCGGGAACCCUCGUCGGGCAGCAUGCGUUCGAUGGGCGGCGGCGGCGGAGGCAGUGGCAGCCAAACGCAGCAACAACAACAGCACAGCAAUAACCAAAUGCACGAUCGAGGGGAUCGCGACCGCGAUCGAAAUAUGGGUAAAAUGUCUCCUCCCCAGCAGCCCAUACCGAAUCGCUCCUCUCAGCAGCGACAUAUUCCAACACAACAGCAGCAGCAGCAGCAGCAGCAACCGGGCAGCCGGUUAGGUGCCGGUCCGCCGUCGGCACUCUCGAAAUCCGGCUCCGGUCAGUUGCUGUACCAGGCACCACCGCCGCAGCAGCAGCUGCCGCAAUUCGCCAUUCCAAAGGAUGUUGCCGCCAGCAGUGUGACGACCGCCGCUAGCAGCGGCAGCAACAGUAGCAACAACAACAACAGUACCGGCAGCAGCGUGCCGCCGCAGGCGGUAGUUCAACGAGACUUCCCACAGCCGGACAAAGACACCGAACAGCAGCUGAUGAAAUUCGCCAAAACGAUCGACAAGGACGAUCUACAGACGGAAACCAGUAUAGAAGCGCUGCAGUGCAUUCGGGCCGAGUAUCGUCACGCUGCCGUCAGCGAGCUGUUUACGAGCAACAUCGAACGGGACAUGAAGCACCGUAUGGCCGUCGUGCAGACAAUCGACGUUAUGUUCGAACGGGGUUUGAUCACCAAAGCGGACUAUCUGCAUGCCUUGGAGGAGCUGCUGAAACAGGCGGAUGAUCUAAUCAUCGAUCUACCUCAUCUCUACAAGCAUUUGGCCACCUUCUACGUCCAGUUGCUGCGCAAGCGCUACAUCUCGCUGCCCGAGCUUCGCUCGGCAGCCCCGGACGACAUCAUCAAAUCCUACGGUGCGGUCCUGCUGAAGGAACUGCUGCUAGCGUACGAAGCAGCCUACGACAAGGACGACACGGUCCUGCUGUGGUACGAAUCAUCUCUCGACUUUAGGGAUUUCAUCGCUUCCGCCGAUCCGGAAAAAUUCCUAAACGAUGCCAAACUGGGCUAUCUGCUCGAUUCCGGCAGUAAAGCCCUGGACAUGCAGACGGUCGGCGCGCAAAUAAAGCAUUUCCUGCAGGGUAACGUCAAGUUCGUGGAAAUCUUCGAAUGGAUCGCCAACUACGUCGGCCCGGAACGGGAGAGCUCGAACGAAUUCAUCCGGACGCUGACGCGAACGGUCAUCAAACACUGCAUCGAUAACAAAUCGAAACUGAGCAUCUCGGAGAUCGGCAAGUGGCACCAGGUCCUGCAGAAGUACAUCGAUAGCAAACCGGAGCGGGAACUGCAGGCCAUGUACGCCAUCCAGCGGCUGGUGGUCGAGCUGGAGCAUCCGCAGAACCUGCUGCACACGAUUAUGGAGCAGCUGUACGACUUCGAUGUGAUAAUGGAGGGAUUCGCCCUGUGGAAGGAGUCGACCGAUCCGUUGGAAGCGGAAGGCAAGGGCGUCUGCCUGAAGGGAAUUACGCAGUUCAUGACGAUGUACAUGGAAAAUCUGAGCGAUGAUGAAAGUUAAAGUAAAUUUGCUGGAACACUUUUUUUUAGAAAAAGGCAGAAGAGGAUAAAAUUCGCGUAAAUUUUGACUAUAUUGAAGAAAAAAAAACAUUAUUAUAAUGAUUAUACUACUAAUAAAAAUAAUUGAUAAAAAUAUGAAUAAAUUUAACGUUAAGAUCAACAUUUAUUUACAUAUAUAUUUAUAAACUAUCAAAUAAAGUAUCUGG
This is a messenger RNA of Sabethes cyaneus, 7340 nucleotides long. RefSeq names its product eukaryotic translation initiation factor 4 gamma 3-like. The record is from RefSeq and is a predicted model, not a curated record. The transcript is spliced from 4 exons. The coding region runs from base 881 to 7135 and encodes 2084 amino acids. Gene Ontology annotation, molecular function: translation initiation factor activity; protein binding; RNA binding. Lineage: Eukaryota; Metazoa; Arthropoda; Insecta; Diptera; Culicidae.